GAGAAUGGACUCUGCUUCUCCAGUAGCUCUUAGCUGCCAGACACCGCCGCUCUCAGCUGGGCCGUAAUUAAAACCAUUUGCGGAUCAGGUGGAAUUCUUGGAUUCUGGCCUCCCUUCCAAAUCUAAAGAGCUCAGCAACUUGCUUUGCAGAAUCCUUCAGCUCACAGUAGAUGUGGGAUAUUUCUAAUGGCAUAUGGAUUCCUAAUUGGGAAAAUAGAACUUGCAAAAAGUGUGCGACACUUUGGGCACAGAUGGAUGUUGGAACGCUCAGUCACUGUGUCCUCGUUGCCCUGCUGGCUGCUUCUGUACAGUCACAAGUCAACCCAGAAAUGUGCCGCUAUCCUCUUGGUAUGACUGGCGGCAAAAUUCAGGAUGAAGACAUUUCAGCCUCCAGUCAGUGGUCUGAGUCAACUGCUGCAAGAUUUGGCAGACUUGACUUUGACAAUGGAGAUGGUGAUGGGGCAUGGUGCCCUGACAUCAUGUCGGAGCCAGAUGGACUGAAAGAAUACCUCCAAGUAGACCUACGGUCUCUGCACUUCAUCACAUUGGUGGGAACUCAAGGUCGCCAUGCAGAUGGCAUGGGAAACGAGUUUGCCCAGCGAUACAGGAUCAAAUACAGCCGAGAUGGCACCCACUGGGUGGGCUGGCAUGACCGGAAGGGAAAGCAGGUCAUUGAAGGGAACAAGAAUGCUUAUGAUGUCGUGUUGAAGGACCUGGAGCCGCCUAUCAUUGCCCGUUUUGUCCGCUUUAUACCUGUGACAGAUCAUUCCAUGAUCGUGUGCAUGCGAGUGGAACUAUAUGGAUGUGAAUGGCUUGAUGGCCUGAUAUCAUACAGUAUUCCACAUGGACACCAGCUGAUCUACAGAGGCCUGGAUGUCUACUUUAAUGACUCUGUAUAUGAUGGAGCAUCAGCUGAAAGUCUAACAAAUGGCCUGGGCCAGCUGACAGAUGGCACCUGGGGUUUGGAUGAUUUUCUCCACAGUCACACGUACGGCAUGUGGCCAGGGUAUGACUAUGUGGGCUGGACCAACAAGAGCUCCUCCAAAGGCUAUGUGGAGAUGACCUUUGAGUUUGAUCAUGUCCGAAACUUCACUUCUAUGAAGGUCCACUGCAACAACAUGUUUAGUCGAGGGGUGAGGACUUUCAGACAGACCACCUGUUACUUUCGGUCUGGAUCAGACUGGGAGGCUGAACCAGUGUCAUUUCGGCCGACUUUCGACCGUACAAGCCAAAGGGCCCGUUUUGUCACUGUGCCUCUUGGGGACCGCACAGCCAGUGCCAUCAGGUGCCGUUUCUAUUUCAGUGAUGUCUGGCUACUGUUCAGUGAAGUGGCCUUUCAGUCAGGCUCAGCAGUGUACAACACAUCACUCAUUCCACGGAAACACGGACACCCCACAAACAUCCUACCAGGGGAUGAUCCCACCCAUAAAGUGGAUGACAGCAAUACGAGAAUCCUGAUUGGCUGUUUGGUGGCUAUCAUCGCCAUCCUGUUGACUAUCAUUGUCAUCAUCUUAUGGCGACAGGUCUGGCAAAAGAUGCUUGAGAAGGCCUCUCGUCGCAUCCUGGAUGAUGAGCUCACAGCUCGUCUAGCGGCUCAAACACGAGCCUUCUCCUUUCUUCACUCCUCUCUGUCCAGUGAAGAAAGCUCUAGCUCCAACUCCACUUACGAGAGGAUUUUCCCCCUCUGCGCUGACUACCAGGAGCCCUCGCGCCUCAUCCGGAAACUGCCAGAGUUUUCUCAAUCCACUGAACUCCUUGAACCAAACACCUCGGGCAGAGCCCUGGUAUCCAGUGGUCCAGACGGCGCUCCUCACUAUGCAGAGGCAGACAUCAUCAGUCUCCAGGAGCCCUCAGACAGCAGCACCUACUCCGUUUCUGCCAUCAACAUGAAUUUAUUUUCUGGAACAGACACCUCAAUGAGAGAGUUCCCCAGACAUAAGCUCAGCUUUAAGGAGAAACUGGGAGAGGGACAGUUUGGAGAAGUGCACUUGUGUGAAGCAGAGGAUAUGCAAGACUUUUUGGGUGAGGAGUUGUCUAUAGAAGGGAACAAUGACUCACCUUUGCUUGUUGCUGUUAAAACUUUAAGGGAAGAUGCCAACAAGAAUGCAAGAAAUGACUUUCUGAAGGAGAUCCGAAUCAUGUCUCGUUUGAGGGAUCCUAACAUUGUCCGUCUGCUGGCGGUGUGUGUGGACACAGACCCUCUGUGCAUGAUCACUGAAUAUAUGGAAAAUGGAGACCUCAACCAAUUCCUCUGCAAUCUCAGGCUAAAGGAGAGUAGUGAUGAAGAUGUGACAGAAAAAAAGAAGGAUGGAAAGACAGACAAGCCGAACAACGUGGGUAUGGUCAGUUACAGCAAAUUGAUCAGCAUGACUGUUCAAAUUGCAUCUGGUAUGAAAUAUUUGGCAUCUCUCAACUUUGUCCACCGUGAUCUGGCAACCCGCAACUGCCUGGUGGGCAAAGGUUACACCAUAAAGAUUGCUGAUUUUGGCAUGAGUCGCAACCUGUAUCGCGGAGAUUACUACAGGAUCCAGGGCCGAGCUGUCCUUCCCAUUCGCUGGAUGUCCUGGGAAAGCAUUCUACUGGGUAAGUUCACCAUGGCCAGUGACAUGUGGGCAUUCGGAGUGACACUGUGGGAGAUUCUGACUCUGUGUAAGGAGCAGCCGUACUCCCAGAUGUCCGAUGAGCAGGUCAUUGAAAACACAGGAGAGUUCUUCAGGGAUCAAGGCAAACAAGUGUACCUGCCCAAGCCUCCAUGUUGUCCUGAUGGAAUCUACAAUGAUCUCAUGCUAAGCUGCUGGAGGAGGAAUGCCAAACAGAGGCCAAGCUUCCAGGAGAUAUACCAUCAGCUGAUGGACAGCCUGGCAUAGCAGAUGAAAUGCAACAUUUCUCUCUGCCCUGCACUGUCAUGUCUGGAUUCAUGUGGAAUUAAAUAUGCAGCCAGACACAAUCAAAUGUUUCUAUCUAUUUUAUUCUUAGUUUCCACAUUAAAGCUGUACAUAUUAUAAGAGGAGCAGGCAUAUGAACAGGCUGCAUUGUAGAUAACAUGCAAAUAAACACCAAUGCUGUUUUUAAACUUCUUUAAUUAUUUCUACUUCAUUAAUAAGCUGUGUUUAUUAACAGCAAGCCUCAUACUACUUCUAGAUGUUCAAUUAUAAUUAUGAAUUUGUUAAUUUUCUUCUUUUAUGUAUUUAUUCAAACAAAUGUUGCAACUGUUGCACAGUUUAUGGGUUUCAUUGUUUUGAAAUUAAACUAAUGCAGAACUAGUGCCUUCGGAAUAAGACGUGGGUUUGUUUAGCAGACAUGCUGAACAAACACCAUGUCCUUCUGGAGAACUGCAGUUUUUUGCUGAGAAAUGAUCAUAAGUGUCAAACCAAAGAGUUCUUUCAAUAAAAAGAAAUUAUACUCAAAAUUG
Molecule: messenger RNA, 3412 nt
Organism: Thalassophryne amazonica
Lineage: Eukaryota; Metazoa; Chordata; Actinopteri; Batrachoidiformes; Batrachoididae
Product: discoidin domain-containing receptor 2-like
Exons: 18
Coding region: 171-2867 (898 amino acids)
Biological process (GO): protein phosphorylation; positive regulation of kinase activity; multicellular organism development
Cellular component (GO): membrane; signaling receptor complex
Molecular function (GO): collagen binding; ATP binding; protein tyrosine kinase collagen receptor activity
Source: RefSeq, a predicted model, not a curated record